Styela clava is the source of this 3427-nucleotide messenger RNA. RefSeq names its product follistatin-related protein 5-like. Gene Ontology annotation, cellular component: extracellular region. Gene Ontology annotation, molecular function: protein binding; calcium ion binding. The record is from RefSeq and is a predicted model, not a curated record. NCBI's taxonomy places the organism in Eukaryota, Metazoa, Chordata, Ascidiacea, Stolidobranchia, Styelidae. Gene Ontology annotation, biological process: regulation of BMP signaling pathway; multicellular organism development; cell differentiation.
AGCUAUAGAUUUAUGUUGUAAAAUAAUAGGAUAUUAUUGUCUAGUGAAAUGUAUUAUUUUCAAGAAAUAAAAAUAACUGUUUGUCUUUCAAUUGAUGUAAACUAGUAGACAAUAGACGGAAUAUAUUGCCAAUACGGACUUAUAGAAACAUGCAGAAUGCAGUAUUUGUCGUGCUUUGGGUUGUGAGUUUGUCAAUGGUGAUUGCCCGACCGGAAAAAAAUACCCAGUCGUUCGAUACAAACGCACCCGAUCCAAACGAAAUUAUAUCCCAGUUGCCAGAGUCAUUGGAUACAGUGCAUUCGGACGGAAAAAUCCAGAAGGAUGAUAUCACAUCUAGAAGGAAAAAUAUUGUUCAUAAAAAGCGAUACAACGAUGCCAACCUUAGCAUCGAGUUAUUUCGAGAAACACUAUCACAUCAUGUUGGAAAUGCAGAAUCUAAAACUGAUAGAUGUCGGUACAUGAGAUGCCAACCGGGAGAAGAAUGUCUUGUGGAAGAUGAAAGAGCAAAAUGCGUAUGUAAAAGGCAUUGCAAGGCUAGACAUCAUCCAAUAUGCGGUACAGAUGGUGAAUAUUACGAGAACCAUUGUGAAAUGCACAGACAGGCCUGCUUGUCCGUGAGAGAUAUCUACGAUGCCAGGCACAAGGACUGUUUUUAUAAAGCAUCUGAAUGUAGUGGAUGGGAAUUGAAGCAAUAUCAAGAAAUGAUGAUGCAGUUUUAUCGUAACGUUAUGACAAGCGCGAAAUUACGUCACAAUGAGGGGAAAGACGGUAAAGUCCAAACAAAACUAAACCGAUCAAAACGGAGUACAAAAAAAGAAAGAACAGCUGAACGCAAAACCCACCGUCGAGGCGGUCUUGAUAUAAUCCCGGGCGAAGCAGGAGAUCCCGAAACGAACAAAAUUGUACCACCGAUUACUGAAGAACUCGACGUCAGUCCGAGUCCAAAAAGUCGCCUUCAGAAUGAUGUAAGCACGAGUCCAAGUGACACUCCACCUGAUCAAAUUCCUUCUGCAAAACAAGUUGUCAUCAAAGAUUCAUAUGAAUUUCUUAACGUUAUCCAGUCUAAGAUAAACCUCAGUAAUGAGUAUGAAGAAAUAAUGACGAAAGAUUCAGCAGGAGACAUGGUGAAAUACAUCUUUGCUCUCAUGGACUUAGACUCAAACGGCAAUGUCGGAAGUGAUGAAAUAUGGGAGAUUACGUCAUUGCAACAUCUGGAUAACGUUCUACCUGGUCCGUGCUCUCUCUUUCACAUUUUAAAAUAUGGAGAUACGAAUCUCGACAGAACAUUGGAUAUAUCUGAAACUUUCGAGUUGUUCAAUAUUAGCGUUUAUCGUCUACAAAAUCAGAAGCGAUAUGUUCACAGGCCUGCUACUUAUGGAAAUCCAAUGCAAUUAGAAUGUGGAAUCGAAGGAGAAUCUUCGCCUGUAUGGUAUCGAUAUGGACGUAAAGUACAAGAAAAGAACGGAGCUAAGGUGCUUGGAAGAACUUUAUACAUCAGUGACGUUACAUCAAAAAACGCGGGGAAUUACACUUGCAGUACAAAGAAAAAAGAAAGCAUAACUCAAACUAUUAAUUUGCAAAUUAUGGUUGCUCCCAAAGUGGAGAUUCAUCCAAGAACUCAGCACCCUUCCUUGCAAAGUAGUGCAACAGUGAAAUGUCAUGCAGAAGGAUUACCUCGUCCUAGAAUCACUUGGAAAAGAAACGGAGAGUCAUUAGAUCUGAAAAGCGGUCGAUACAUUUUAAUGGCUAAUAAUACUGAACUUCAUUUCAACUCCGUUGAGGAACAAGACAGCGCCGCAUAUAGUUGUACUGCAGAAAACGCAGCCGGCGUCGGAGAAGAUGUUGGAGCGAUUUAUGUCCAAACUGAUGACGUACAUGAAAGUGAAAGCGAAGCGUCCUCAGCCUAUUUUGUUUUUCAUGAACAUGGAAUAUCAAUUAUGGAUCCACAUUCUUGUCAACUUGUUAGGAGCAUUCAAAAUACGGAAAGAGUUCCCGGUCUACUAUCGCAGGAUAAACUUUGCGACUUGGUGGACGACGAAACCAGACAAUGCAUGUGGUCCGAUAGUAUUGAGGUCGGAUAUCGAUUUAUUUAUGUUGCUCAGCCAACAGAAGACAGAAUCAUAGUAGUAGAUAAACAACUUCAGCGAGUUGUUGAAGUUAUCACAACUGACCUUAUGCCCGUCGAACUUUACUAUGUCAAAUCCACAGACCAGGUAUUUGUCGUCUGCUGGGCAGAUUCACUUCGGACAGGAUCGUUAAUACAGGUCAUUCACCGCGCUGCUGUGACUGGAACUCAUUUUGCUGAACAUGUGAAACCAGUUGCAAUAUCUGGUCAUAGAACAUACGAUAGAGCGAUUCAUAGUUUGUAUAUUCCUCCAGAAACACCUCUCAAUCCGAAUUCAGAAUAUGGAUACAUUUUACACAAGAACGAAGCGGCUAUCCAUCGAUUGAAUCUUGCUACUCUAACGUAUUCCAAUCCUAUCGAUCUCUCUCCAUACGGGUGCAUUCCGUUACGACUUAAUUAUCUACCAAUCGGCGGUCUUCUCUAUAUCACGUGCGAGAGCGAAGAGGAUGGCAAGACAAUUCACGAGAUUGCAAUCGAUAUUGAGACCGACGUAGAAGUGAUUUUUAAGAAAAAUACUGGCGUGGCACAAGAAUUCUUUUCAUACGAUUAUAGUUUUGCGAUCAAACUUCGUCCUGGACACGACAUGAUCACACUUCACAAUAUUUCAAACGGCGGAGAAAUGCAUGAAUUUAUGAUGAUACGAACAAACUUCCAAGUAGCUGACACGUACUUUGCAAGAAAAAAAUAUAAUCCAGAAUCUAUGGUUGCCUACAUGGUGGCUAAAAACCAAGGCGAUAUAAUGUAUGUUGAUUUGGAGAAAAAGAAAGUAGAAAUAAUAAAUGGAAUGACAACUCCUGCUCCCGAACACGCUUGGCCAUGGAGAGAACGAUCAAGGAAAAUGACACCUAGUGGAUGGUUUGGAUGGUUUUUGGCCACAGCCGGACGCACAGGAAUGGAGAUUCUGGGUAUGAACUCAAAUCAAGUAUUGUGCAGAAUGGAUCAAUUUGUUCGAGUAACUGCUGUUUCAUGGUCUGGUGGAGAAUUCUGAGAGAAAAAGUAAACGCACGAUUGCGUUCCAGUUCCAUAUUUGACAAUGUUUUAAAAUUAUUGUUCACUUUAUGGCCAGUCAUAUUGCAUUUUAUUACAUUGCAUUAGUUGUAAAAUGAAAUUCGAUUCCACAAUUUCUUCAUCUGAAUUUUUGCAUUCCUAAAUUGUUCUGAGGCAUGCAGUAUUUAUAUUUGUUGUGGCUGAUUAGCCUUUGUAUUUUGAGUUUUGCACAUAACUGUACAUUAUUUGUUUAAAAGAUUAUAAAGAAAUGAAAAUACAUAUUCUCUUUGAAUAAUAAUAAGUGGAUCCAGCGAA